Macrosiphum euphorbiae (potato aphid) is the source of this 627-nucleotide messenger RNA. NCBI's taxonomy places the organism in Eukaryota, Metazoa, Arthropoda, Insecta, Hemiptera, Aphididae. The record is from the annotation of a GenBank genome assembly.
AUGAAACCCGUUCCACCGUCUAAAGCUGGUAUUUCUAUAUCUACGCCAUUUAGAGGACCUCAACCAUAUACGUACGGGUUUUUAGCUAAACAACCGGGAAAUGAUUGCAAAGUUCGACUUCGUGACAUAGAACGAAUGCGUACAGAAAGGUUUAGAAUACAAAAUGAAAAUGAUUUUAAAAGUAUAUUAAGAGAAGCUCAGCAUAAAGAAAUGAUUGACAUGUCAGAUAAAAAGUGUUUAUACAAUCAGAUAAAAAGAAUGGUUGAAUGUGGAAUGAAAGCUAACGAACAUUUAUUUAUAGAAGAAGAGGAGCCAGAAAACCCAAAAGUUGUCCAAGAAGAUUUAAUAGAAAAGGCAAGAAAGAUUAAAGAAAAAAGUGACGAAGAAGAACGAAAAUUAGUGGAAGAAAAACGUUUACAAAUGUUCAUAGAAAACUCUGAAGAAUUGAGAUUUGCUGCAAUGGAAAAACGUAAAAAUGAUAUAGCUCAUAUAAACUAUAAAAUUAUUCAAGAAAAUGAUAGGCUCAUUAAAGAACAAAAAAUUAAGAUGAGAGAACAGGCUAAUAUUAAAAAUGCAGAAAUAUUUAAAAAGCAGGUAAAUCCAAUAUUUUGUAUGUGUUAUUGGUAG